AUGGCAUUUAAUAUGAUACUUGUUAGGGUAUAUUCGGAUAAACCAGGUGCCUUUUUCAUUGACGACCCAGGAGGAACUGGGAAGACAUUUUUAUAUAGAGCUUUGUUAGCAAAUGUAAGAUCAAAAGGAUUUAUAGCUUUAGCAACUGCAAGUUCUGGUGUUGCAGCUUCAAUUCUCCCCGGAGGCCGAACUGCACACUCACGUUUCAAAAUUCCAAUUGAUAUUGAUAGCAACUUUACUUGCAACAUUAGUAAACAAAGUUCAUUAGCAUCUCUAAUUCGAGAUUCAAAAUUAAUUGUUUGGGAUGAAGUGUCAAUGGCCAAAAAUAAAAUGAUACAAGCUUUGGAUAUUCUUUUAAAGGACCUAACAAGUAAAUCAUGUUUGUUCAGCGAAAGAGUUGUAGUCUUUGGAGGAGACUUUACACAAACACUACAUGUUGUUCGCAAUGGAAAAAGAGAAGACUUUGUAUGUGAAAGCUUAUUAUAUUCUGAUAUAUGGAAUCAACUUGAAAAGUUAUGCUUAUCCGAAAAUAUGCGAGCAAAAGAAGAUCCUACUUUUUGUGAUAUUUAA
Molecule: messenger RNA, 570 nt
Organism: Solanum dulcamara
Lineage: Eukaryota; Viridiplantae; Streptophyta; Magnoliopsida; Solanales; Solanaceae
Exons: 1
Coding region: 1-570 (189 amino acids)
Biological process (GO): DNA repair; telomere maintenance
Molecular function (GO): DNA helicase activity
Source: RefSeq, a predicted model, not a curated record